Messenger RNA from Mycosarcoma maydis (corn smut), 1653 nucleotides. RefSeq lists its product as uncharacterized. The transcript has a single exon. Bases 1 to 1653 code for a protein of 550 amino acids. NCBI's taxonomy places the organism in Eukaryota, Fungi, Basidiomycota, Ustilaginomycetes, Ustilaginales. The record is from RefSeq and is a predicted model, not a curated record.
AUGUUGCUUCCACUUUUCCUUCAGCGCUGGAUUUUACUCAACACUGUUCGGCUGUUCACCAUCGUCUCGUGCAGCGUCGUGAUCGGCUCCACGAUUCGAACCCUCAAAAUCAACUUUCAGCACUAUCCACCAGCUCCGACUUCUGCCUCCUCUACUCGGAGCGCGUACCAUCCUUCUACCGACAUACCUACGACAUUCCUCGGAGUGUUCUGGUCCACCCUACACCACAUAUCCACCUGCGUCGUGCUGCUCACCGUGAUGGUCUCGGAACUCUCACUUCCCAUCCCCCUGGUGCAUCGGCUGUUUAAGAACACGCUCCCGUUUCUAGGGCCCAAUUGGGGAACCGCAUGCUUGGGCGUGCUGUUGAUCUUGGUAGCAGCUGAUGGGCUGAGCCGAGGUCAAGUCGGGGGUAGGUUCGCCGAGAUCAGUGCGUGGACGUUAGCGAGUAUGGGGGUGGCGAAUGUGGGCGUGGGCGUGGUGUGGAGAGCCAAGGCUAAGGUGGUAAGAAGCUGGAGCGGGUGGAAGGCCGAAGUGGCCGAGAAGCUCGAGAGGCUGGCGGAUGCCAAGAGGGAUGCGGAGAGGGUGGUGGAUGAGCUACCUUUUGUGGCUGGCAUGGAUGGCAAAGGAGGAAAACGGCAAGCCGAGCGAGGAGCGGUGCGGACGCGGUUGAAACGUCUCAUCGGGCUGGCCGGGAAGAAAGUUGCUCAACAGAUCGACAAGUGCCAGCCCAAGAAAGAGGACAAGAGGCAAGAACACGCGGCGGAGAACGAGCUGGAAAAGCGACCAACCUCUGCUCGCAACCUGUCGAUCUUCACACCACCUCUGCCGUCGGUUGUGGUCAAAUCGAGAGUGGUGCACACUCCACCUUUGGCUCCCACCACAGAAGCAGCAGCUGUAGCAGCCUCGUCAGCUACGACAAAGUUACCUCCUCCGCUCAUGAUCGCUCGCACAGCGGCUUUCGGACUAUCUCGCAAACGUUCACCUUCUAUCCACUCGAUUUCAUCCACAUGCACCUGCUCAACCUACACAUUCGACAUGCGCGAAUCUCAACCGCACGCACUGCCAUUUACCAACACCCCGAUCCUCACCACCACCGACAGCCCGCCGACCGCGCCGCACGAGCCUCUAUCACCAUCGGCUUGCAAACCAACACUCAGGACAGUCCGCUUCCAUCAGACAUGUAAAGUACACCACCCUUCAACGACGAUCGAGUCGUUGCAACCCGUUCGCGAUCUGCAUCGAUCGUCGCUCGAAGCAGUGAAUGUGGACGGCUCCAACUUCCAUCUUCUCACGCCAUCGCCACUAGGACGCAGCCACAGUGUGCAUCUUGCUCCUCCUCCAUUGGCGCUCUCGUCGGAUGGCACGUUGCUCCAAGGCGAACGUUCACCUUGGCUUGUCGCUUCGCUCAAAGCUGCCAUGUUGCAAGCACAGGCCAAGGCAGGUUCGCACAAAAAACCCUUGUAUCUCGGAAGCCAUCGUUGGAAAGAGGAGUACGAGGCCAUGACUAGUGCGCCUUGCUCCACAACUGGUAGCGACGACCACGACCACGACCACGCGUACGUCGAAUCGCCGCAUACUCAACGAAACCAGGAUCCCAUCCAAAUGCCAUCGCAAAAGCCUCAGCUAGACGCGAGACCGUAUCACUUUCUGUGA